AUGGCUGACUUGAGACGAAUCGCGAGACCUGGCAUCACUGAAUGGACUAAAUAUGACCUCGAUGCCCACCAUAUCAUUGUAUCAUCCCAGACAAAACAGAAAUUCUUUGGUGUGCCUUGUCUUCCACCGCCUGCCCACCCUACACUUGUCGAUUUCAGGAAUUUUGCGGAUCGACGAAUUAUGGCGGUGCAGGACAGCAAGUUCAAUUUCUUUGCGAAGCUGUUGGAGACAUAUGGAUAUAACGAUGGUCGAAGAAUCGUUUUCACCCACCAUCCACUUCCACUUCCUGUCUGUGGGGCGUCUUCGCUUGUAGAGAUGAAUGUUUUUGUCAUGGAUGAUAACGAAAUUCUCAUGGUGGUACAGGAUCAGUCUGAGACGAGGUCCAACGAGAACAUGUUACGGUCAUGGUCACACCUUGAGCCUACAGUCAUCGCAGGAGCUAUUGUUGCCUAUGCAGCAAACAACAAGGUUCGGGUGGAUAUGAAUCUCCCUCCUCUCGAUAUCAUCACCAUUCCUGCCAUCACCUUGAAAGGCCUCACUUCCACCUUCUAUAAAAUCUCGUCACGGCCGAACUGA
Messenger RNA from Suillus subaureus, 576 nucleotides. RefSeq lists its product as uncharacterized. NCBI's taxonomy places the organism in Eukaryota, Fungi, Basidiomycota, Agaricomycetes, Boletales, Suillaceae. The record is from RefSeq and is a predicted model, not a curated record. The transcript is spliced from 2 exons. The coding region runs from base 1 to 576 and encodes 191 amino acids.